This is a messenger RNA of Megalobrama amblycephala (Wuchang bream), 3238 nucleotides long. RefSeq names its product copine IVa (gene cpne4a). Bases 1188 to 2849 code for a protein of 553 amino acids. The transcript is spliced from 17 exons. Gene Ontology annotation, cellular component: plasma membrane. The record is from RefSeq and is a predicted model, not a curated record. Gene Ontology annotation, biological process: cellular response to calcium ion. Gene Ontology annotation, molecular function: calcium-dependent phospholipid binding. NCBI's taxonomy places the organism in Eukaryota, Metazoa, Chordata, Actinopteri, Cypriniformes, Xenocyprididae.
UCUCUUCAUCUGCAUUUAUGCUAUCUUGCAUGUUUUUCUUUUCCUGUUUCUGACCCCAGUAUGUAAAUAUAGACCAAAUAUGUUUUUGUUAAUUAAUUUUAUGUUAAUUCUUCGCAAGAGAGAGGUGGCAAGCUGUAUUUAUUUUGUAAAACUUUCGCUAGAUGUCGCUGCCAGCAAAAAUUCCCAUCUACAGAUGACCGAACAGUUGAGAUUGAACAUCAUUGUAAAGCCAGGAACUACAGCCAUAAAUUAUGGUUUUGGUUGGAUAACAAUUGUGAAUUUUUGCAUAAAUCUACUGCCAUUUUGAAGUGACAUUUUACUCAUAGAGUAGGCCCUAAAUGUCUCAGUUUGGCCAGUUUGAAAGUUCCCCAAACCCCUAUUAAAACGAGUGACAGCAGGAACCAACCAGUUAAGAUCAGCAAACAAUCUUAGUCGGAGUGGUGUGAUUUAUGGCACAUUUUAUGCGGCAUUUUAUCAUAAAAAUCUUUUGCUGGAAAAAAAGGUCUUAAAACUGACUUGGUGAUUUGGUUUUAGAGCACUUUUGAAGAGAUCAGGCUGGGACCAGCACCUGUUUAGACUGGUUUAAUCAGUUUUACCAGGGAUAUUUUCAUAAGAGGAUGCGUAAUUUGCAUAUUUAAAACUUGAAUGGAUAAUUCCGAAACACAUUAGAAAAUAUCGUUUUGUGUGUAUAGCCUAUAAAAUAUAUAUUGCACAUUUUAAUUAAGGAGAAGGGGCACAAUCGAGUGUGUUUACCUGUGGUACCUCCCCUUAAAGUCCACGUAACCGCUGAAAGAUUCUUCUGUAGCGCGUGAAGGGGAGGGACCGGCGCGCGAGAUGAGCGCGCUGUACUUUACUUUCCCUCAUUUUGCACAGCAGCUUGAGGAUGGAGCUCGAAUUCUUGUGUGGAGCAUAUGUCUUCUCGGUGCUCUGUGUUUGAUGACAAGCAGCGAAGCAACAAUUUGCCUGGAAUUAUUUUUCAUGUUCGUUAAAGCAGUGGAGGAGACCACAUGUCCCGGAGGAGUCUGUCACAGGAGUGCUGCUUACCUGCCGCACCAUCAGCUCCACUGUGUGGCUGUUCUAUUGAGACUGACACUUCAAUGAAUACAGAGAGAGGGUUUCAGCACUACCUCUAUUCCCAGCAUGUUCCAGAAGCCAUUAGGGAUACCAACACAAGUAUCUCCUGAAACAUGAGCGACAUCUACGAGUCUGCAGCCAAUUCUCUGGGCUUGUUCAACAGCCCCUGCCUGACCAAAGUAGAGCUGCGGGUCACCUGCAAAGGGAUUUCAGACAGGGAUGCCCUCAACAAACCUGAUCCCUGUGUGGUCAUCAAAAUGCAGUCCCAUGGCCAGUGGUUGGAGGUGGACAGGACAGAGGUGAUUCGGAGUUGUAUAAACCCCACAUUUUCUAAGGUCUUCACCCUGGACUUUUACUUCGAAGAGGUUCAGCGACUACGUUACGAGCUCUACGACAUCAGCAGCAGUCAUAAUGGCAUGAGAGAGGCGGACUGCCUGGGAGCCAUUGAGUGCACACUGGGCCAAAUCAUCUCCCAGAGAAAAUUCACCAAAGCCCUGCUUAAACAGGGCAACACAGUUGGGAAAUCGUCUAUUACGAUCACAGCUGAGGAGCUGACAGGAAAUAACGAUUAUGUCGAACUCUCAUUCAGUGCGAGGAAGCUGGAUGAUAAGGAUUUUUUCAGCAAGUCGGAUCCAUUUUUAGAGAUCUACAGGGUAAAUGAUGACAACACUCAGCAGCUAGUGCACAGAACAGAGACCGUCAUGAAUAACCUCAACCCCGUGUGGAACACCUUCAAGACAUCCCUUAACUCGCUCUGUAGUGGAGACCAUGAAAGAAUACUGAAGUGUACAGUGUGGGACUGGGACUCGAAUGGAAAGCACGAUUUUAUAGGGGAGUUUCAAGCUACGUUCAGAGAGAUGCGAUCAGCGAUGGAUGGAAGACAGGUCCAGUGGGAAUGCAUAAACCCCAAAUAUAAAGUCAAGAAGAAGAAUUACAAGAACUCUGGGAUUGUCAUUCUGAAUCAGUGCAAGAUAAUUAAGAUGCAUUCCUUUCUGGACUACAUCAUGGGAGGUUGCCAAAUACAGUUUACAGUAGCGAUUGAUUUCACAGCGUCUAAUGGGGAUCCGAAGAACAGUUGUUCGCUACACUACAUCCACCCCUACCAGCCUAACGAGUAUCUGAAAGCUUUAGUCGCAGUGGGGGAGAUUUGCCAAGACUAUGACAGUGACAAAAUGUUCCCGGCGUUUGGCUUUGGUGCUCGAAUACCUCCGGACUUCAAGGUGUCACAUGACUUUGCAGUAAACUUCAACGAGGACAACCCAGAAUGUGCAGGUAUCCAAGGUGUGGUAGAGGCCUACCAGAAUUGCCUUCCUAAGAUUCAGUUGUACGGUCCUACAAACAUUGCCCCGAUCAUCCAAAAAGUGGCCAACUUUGCCUCUGAGGAAAUGCACACCAAAGAGGCCAUGCAAUACUUCAUCCUGCUCAUCCUGACGGACGGUGUGAUCACAGAUAUGGCGGACACCAGAGAGGCAAUUGUCCACGCCUCUCACCUGCCCAUGUCUGUCAUAAUCGUGGGAGUUGGAAGUGCAGAUUUCACUGACAUGGAGAUGCUUGACGGUGAUGACGGAAUCCUUCGUUCACCUAAAGGAGAACCAGUGUUGCGUGACAUCGUACAGUUUGUGCCGUUCCGUAACUUCAAACAUGCCUCUCCUGCUGCUUUGGCAAAAAGUGUCUUAGCCGAAGUCCCAAACCAGGUGGUGGACUAUUACAACAGCAAGGGGAUCAAGCCCAAGUGCCCCAGCGAUUAUGAGUCUUCCAGGACGUUUGGUCACUGAAGCCCCGAGCUAUUGCUCAUUUCAAAAACUAGCACGUUUCUGUGAAUUUUAAACCUAAUUCCUGUUCUACUUUGUUUUGUUUGCAUGCGUAGCCUGUGUGGCUUGCAUAGGUGUUGCAAUGCUACCGUUUCUAUUAUGUACAUGUGUACAUGUACAGACUUAAGGCCCGUUCACACCAAGAACGAUAACUAUAAAGAUAAUGAUAACUAUAUGUGUGUCCACACCAACGAACGUUAGCGGCCUGUGUAUUCUAAGCUUCAAAGUGUGUACAUGUUUUUGCUGUUCUUGUUGCAUUUACACAGCUUUAACCAGCAGAUGUCCUCAGCAUGCUAUGUUUUGAGUGAAUAGCUAGUGUAAUCGAUCUGACCUAACAGUGAAUUUAGCUGACA